CAGCUUUUCAGCUGAUCAACGGGCCACGUGGUAGGUAGUCCAACUAUUUAGAAAUCUUAUUAAGAGUCCUUUUUUCUUUGGUCACGACGAUAUAAAAUGGCUCCAAAGCCGAAGCCUACAGAAAAAGCUGCGGCUGGAAGCUCGGCUGAAAAGAAAACCCAGAAGAAGGAGGAGAAAAAACCAGCGACCGCUGCGACAGCGUCGAAGGUUACUAAGCCUGGUUCAUCAAAAAAGCCAGCACCAGCACCCAAAACUGCAGCUACUAAAUCUGCAGCUAAACCGGCAGCGAAGCCAGUUGCUAAGCCAGCAGCCAAGCCUGUGACUGCCAAGCCCAAGGUAGUUAAACAUGCUGCCAAGAAAAUCCCCAAGGGAGGAAAGGCUGCGCCUUUGCAAAAGGCUUUGAAGACCCAGAAGAAGGUUUUGAAGGGUGUUCAUGGAUCCCGUGUCCGUAAGAUCCGUACCUCGGUACACUUCCACAGGCCGAAGACUUUCAGACCGCCAAGAAACCCCAAGUACCCCAAGAAAUCGGUUCCUAACAGAAACCGCAUGGACGCCUACAAUGUCAUCAAGUUCCCGUUGACAACGGAAGCUGCGAUGAAGAAAAUCGAAGACAACAACACCCUGGUCUUCAUUGUACACACCAGAGCCAACAAACACCACAUCAAGGCCUCUGUGAAAAAGUUGUACGACAUUGACGUCGCCAAAGUAAAUACUUUGAUCAGACCCGAUGGAAUUAAGAAGGCUUACGUUCGUCUCGCCCGUGACUACGAUGCGCUGGAUGUUGCCAACAAAAUCGGCAUCAUAUAAGUCUUUUUUCUUUAUGUAUAAUUCCUAUCAAAUGAUUAAAGUAACAAAAAAAUUA
This is a messenger RNA of Cotesia glomerata, 862 nucleotides long. RefSeq names its product 60S ribosomal protein L23a-like. The transcript has 4 exons. Gene Ontology annotation, biological process: translation; ribosomal large subunit assembly. Gene Ontology annotation, cellular component: cytosolic large ribosomal subunit; ribosome. Gene Ontology annotation, molecular function: rRNA binding; structural constituent of ribosome. The record is from RefSeq and is a predicted model, not a curated record. Lineage: Eukaryota; Metazoa; Arthropoda; Insecta; Hymenoptera; Braconidae. Bases 97 to 807 code for a protein of 236 amino acids.